AUUGCAUUCUGAUAUUUUAUAACAUCAAUCAAUUUUGGAAAAGUGUUCUUAGAAUCUAAAUUUAAUUCCUUGCUGAAUUACUAGAUGACGCCAGAUUUCAUUUGAAACAUAUCUAACCACAUCUACCUUAUCCAACUUGCGUUGAAACGGUGCGAGCAACGUGGAUGUGAAAUAAAAAAAAAAAAAAAAUCAAUGUUUCUUUGUGUGUAAAUUUAGUAUUACAAGAAAAAAAAGAUGGUUUCGAAGACUGAACAAAUAUCUGCAUUUGCUGCAUAUGCAAUGAAACGUAAAAAUGCAGAUCCAUCGUUACAGUCACAAAAAUUACAAAAGAAGACACACUCAAAUGUGAAAGAAAAAAAUUUGGUUCGAAUUGCCAAUAAGCAAAAAGAAAUGUUAUCAUUGCCUGGCCAUGGGACUAUUAACAAAAAUCAUAAAAAAUCUUCUUCAUCGAAAACUCAUAGUCCUACAAUUAAAAAAAAUAUUAAUACCAAUGAAUCGAAUAGUUUGAUAAUAUCAAAAUAUAAAAAGUCUAAGUGUAAUAAAAAUAAGAAAAAGAAGAAGAAAAAGUUAUUAUCAGCCAAUGAUUUCUUUAGCAAUGACACGACAAUGACCAACUUGGAAAAUUCUUCUUCUGUAUCGGACAGUAUUAAUAAUUUACAAAUGAAUCAAUUGAGAGAGGAAGAAUCGAAGAUAAAUAGAAAGGAAAAGAAAGUGAAGAGAAAGAAAAAAUUGCAACCGACAAAAAAUAAUAGUAGCAGUAUUAAUUAUGAUGUGGUACAUGAUAAUUUUUUAAAAGAUCCCGUAAUAAAAAGUAAAUUGUUGUUUGAAUGGUUGAUACACCCUUUAAAGAUUGAUAAGUUUUUUGAGUCGAAUUGGGAAAAAACUCCUGUCCAUAUAAAGAGAAAUAAUUGUAAUUAUUACAAGGUUCUCAUGUCAACACCAAUACUUGAUAAAAUAUUAAGAGAACAUUAUAUAUUAUUUACAAAGAAUAUCGAUAUUACAUCAUACUUUAAUGGUACAAGAGAAACUCAUAAUCCUUCUGGUCGUGCCGUUCCUACUGUUGUUUGGGAUUAUUAUUUAAAUGGUUGUUCGGUGAGAAUGUUAAAUCCUCAAACCUUUUUACCUAGGCUCCAUACAUUAAAUGCGACUCUUCAAGAAUAUUUUGGAUGUUUCGUUGGUGCAAAUUCUUAUUUGACACCACCUGAUAGCCAAGGUUUUGCGCCGCAUUAUGAUGACAUAGAAGCUUUCAUAUUGCAAAUUGAAGGAAAGAAAAGAUGGAGGCUAUAUAAAUCAUCAAAAAUAAGCGACUAUUUGCCGAGAUAUUCGUCGAAAGAUUUUGAUCAGUCAGAAUUAGGAAAGCCUAUUUUAGAUACGGUAGUAGAAGCGGGAGAUCUUUUGUAUCUUCCACGUGGAACGAUACAUCAAGGAGAAACGAUUGAUAACAGUCAUAGUUUGCACGUUACUUUGAGUGUUUAUCAAAAAAAUAGUUGGGGUGAUUUCUUAGAGAAAUUGCUUCCAGAUGCACUGGAAAAAGCAAUUGCGAAUGAUAGUCAUUUUCGUGAAGGAUUGCCUCUUGAUUAUUUAAAAUAUCUUGGUUUUGUACAUUCUAAAAAUAAAUCUAAUUAUAGAAAGUCCUUCAGAGAAAAUAUCAAAUAUUUACUUAAUCGUAUUGUAGAACAUAUCGAUAUAGACAAAGCAGCUGACGAAAUGGCAAAAAAUCAUAUUCAUGAUUUCUUGCCACCUGUCCUUGUAGAUUAUGAACGACAAUGUUCUAUAGCCCAAGAUGGAGAAAGAAUGACAAAGGAAGGAAUCGUAGAAAAUCGAGUGGAAAUUGAGCCCGAUACGAAAAUACGAUUAUUAAGAUCUCAUUGUAUAAGAUUGGUACAAGAGUCAGACACAUAUAGGAUAUAUUAUUCUUGUGAAAAUUCCAAGGAAUAUCACGAAUACGAACCACAAUUUUUAGAAGUUGGAGAAGAAUUCGUGCCCGCUAUAAAAGAAAUAAUAUAUCGUUUUCCCAAAUUUAUAAGAGUUGAAGAAUUACCAAUUACUGGGGAAGAUAAUAAAAUUCAAAUAGUAAGAGAUCUUUGGGAGAAAGGUAUUUUAAUAACGAAAGAUCCCUUAUACAUAUUGGAAUGAGCAUACAAAUAAUAAGUAAAUCAUUUUAUGUGGAGAAUCUCGAUUUUGUUCUUCUUUCCCAUUUUUCUUUUUUUUUUUUUUUUUUUUUUUUUUUUUUUUUUUAUUUUUUUUUUAUUUUUUUUUUAUUUUUUUUUUAUUUUUAUUAACGUUUAUCUUACAAUUAGACGUCAAUCACAUGUUUUAUCCUUUAUUUUUAUCAUCGAGAACGAUCAAAGUCAUAUAUAAAAAUUAUACAUUUAAAUAUUUAAUUAUGCAACUGGCACACAGUUAUAAAUACAAAAAUUGUCUAACUAAAAAUAUUUUAAUAUUAUCUACGGAAUAUAAUAUUUCUGAUGAUAGUGCUUAAAGUCAUAUUCAAUGUUAUAAAAGAGAUACGUGUGAAUCGUCGAUUUUAAAGAAUAUUUAUAUUUACGAAUGAGCAUGGUCGUCCUUUUAUUUUUUAAUAUUAUUUCUACCAAUUCUUUUUGCUUGCGUAAUAUGAUCCUUUCGCCUUCCCAAAACAAAUUCAACGUAUCCUAAAUAACCAUCAUUAUCCAAAUCAUCUUCUUCCAAUACUCUGUCUAUAAAACCUUAUAAUAUAAAAAAUAUAAUUUUAUAGAGUUAAGAAUAAUCAUUGUAAAAAUCGUGAUCUAAAUCUAUCCUUUUUUUUUCUUUUACCUACGAUCCGUGGCAAUUCGUCUUCUUGUAUUUGUGGCUCAUCAUCCACAAAACUUCUACCAUCUUCAUCGACCACAUUAUGUUCGUGAAAUGUAUGUUGAAUGGCAUGAAGAAUUUCAAGGCCAUCUAAUUUUGUAUUAUUAUCGAUAUCGUGCACUCUACAAUUAAAAUAUACUAAUCUAAGUUCUCUACGAAUUGUAUAACGAUACUUCAUUCGAAAUAAUCCGAAAGAUCAUACUUGAAGUAAUGGAAUUCAAUCUCCUGUUCGCUCAUUUUCGAAAAAUCAAGCUGGGACGCUAUCGGUCCCAUGUCUUCCUUCAAGUGACUAAAAACGAUAAAACUUUUAAGCAUGUUUCGUGAAAGAUAAAAGAUAUCAUUCGUAUUAUUAUAACAAAUAUUUAUGAAAAACUAACGUGGCAUCGUGAAGCAAUUCUGUAUCUUGCGUCAAUUUAACACCUUUAUGAGGCGAGUAAUGAUGAUGAGAAACGGAGCUUCUUGGAUGAUGUGGACCACGUAAUCCAACCGCAGAAGCGAUACAUAGACCGAGGAAAAAUGCUAACACCAUUUGACAGUCUGAAACACUUGAAUGAAAGUGAAACAUCAGCGGAUCAAGAGAACCAGCAAAGUCAUUCGUUAAAGAAACAUCUAGAGAUUCGCUUAAGCAUCAUUUUGAUUAAAUCAGCAAUUUGGAUAGGUACGAUCAAUUUCUAUCAUCGUUUCUUUCCUAAUGUUCAUUGAUCAGCAAAAGUUCAUAAGAACCAAGGGGUAGGAUCGACAUUGGACGACAUUCCGAUUACGUCCAGACGACAAUAGGACCUGCUGGGUGGGUCACGUUUAUCGGACAUGUUGCCCUAGAAGCAUCUACUAUUCGUUCUCGAAGGGGUCGAAUACCCCCUUGGCUAGCGACAGAUGGACGGUAGAGGGGGUCCCGAUAAUUAUUAUGCGAUUACCCACAAGCCCAUUGAUUUAGUUUGAACCCCCCCAGGGAAUAUGGUACUUGUACUCUGCUCUUAUCAUAAGUUACAAUUAAACUUGAUAUUUUUUAUUUCGACGAAAUUUUAUUCAUAUUGAAAUAGAACGAUAACCGAUCGAAAGAAGGAUAUUAUUAUCUUAUGUCUACCAUAUUAUUAGGAUAAUUUUAAUGUAAUAAUCCUUGUAAAUCGUAUUUUAGAAUUGUCCCGAAAUGUUAAAUAAAAGAAAUAUUUUCAAAUGCA
Messenger RNA from Vespa velutina, 4007 nucleotides. It is a transcript of the gene NO66, whose product is annotated as ribosomal oxygenase 1. The record is from RefSeq and is a predicted model, not a curated record. Gene Ontology annotation, molecular function: histone H3K4 demethylase activity; histone H3K36 demethylase activity. Bases 235 to 2136 code for a protein of 633 amino acids. Gene Ontology annotation, cellular component: nucleolus. Lineage: Eukaryota; Metazoa; Arthropoda; Insecta; Hymenoptera; Vespidae. The transcript has 6 exons.